UAUCACUUCCGCUGUGAAUUCGAACCUGAUGACGUUGUUGGCAAAUCCCGUCAUGCUGUGCGUAGAAGAAGCGUGAGGGUGGGAGGGGAAGAGAGUUAGAGUUUUGUCGCCAUAUUGGGACCUAGGAGGAAAAAGGUUCUUGGUGGGGACUAAUUGGGUGAUUGCCCAGAGGAGCUGUGAGGCUUUUUCUCUCCCCCUUCUAUCUACGUGUCUCUAUCUGCAAUGGACCAGGAUUAUGAGAGACGGCUUCUACGGCAGAUCAACCUCCAGAAUGAGAACACCAUACCUUGUGCAUCAGAAAUGAGGAGGACAUUAACACCAACAAACUCUCCCAUGUCUUCACCAAGUAAACAUGGAGACAGGUUUAUACCAUCGCGGGCAGGAGCGAAUUGGAGCAUUAACUUCCACAGAAUAAAUGAGAAUGAAAAAUCCCCCAGUCAGAACAGAAAAGCCAAGGAUGCCACGGCAGACAGUGGCAAAGAUGGCCUAGCUUAUUCAGCUCUGCUUAAGAAUGAGCUGUUGGGAGCUGGUAUUGAGAAAGUUCAAGAUCCACAGACUGAAGAUAGACGACUACAACCAUCAACGCCAGAAAAAAAGAGCCUGUUUACGUACUCUCUAAGUUCUAAGCGUGCAAGCCCAGAUGAUGGAAAUGAAGUGUCUCCUUAUUCUUUGUCACCUGUCAGUAAUAAAAGCCAGAAGCUAUUGCGGUCUCCACGAAAGCCUACAAGGAAGAUUUCGAAGAUCCCCUUUAAAGUUCUGGAUGCACCUGAGUUACAAGAUGACUUUUACCUCAACCUAGUGGAUUGGUCAUCCCUCAAUGUUUUAAGUGUGGGCUUGGGAACUUGUGUGUACUUAUGGAGUGCAUGUACUAGCCAGGUGACUAGACUAUGUGACCUCUCUGUGGAAGGGGAUUCUGUAACUUCAGUUGGUUGGUCAGAGCGGGGAAACCUGGUAGCUGUGGGGACACACAAAGGCUUUGUUCAGAUUUGGGAUGCAUCAGCAGGGAAGAAACUGUCCACUCUGGAGGGACACACAGCCCGUGUGGGAGCCUUGGCUUGGAAUGCAGACCAGCUUUCCUCUGGGAGUAGGGACAGGAUGAUCUUACAAAGGGAUAUUCGCACACCACCUGUUCAGUCAGAGAGAAGGCUGCAAGGCCACAGGCAAGAAGUGUGUGGCCUCAAGUGGUCCACAGACCACCAGCUCCUGGCUUCAGGAGGGAAUGACAACAAGCUCUUGGUUUGGAACCAUUCUAGCCUGAGUCCUGUUCAACAGUAUACUGAACAUCUAGCUGCAGUGAAGGCAAUUGCCUGGUCCCCUCAUCAACAUGGCCUUUUGGCUUCAGGCGGGGGCACUGCUGACCGCUGCAUCCGCUUCUGGAACACACUGACAGGCCAGCCUUUACAGUGUAUUGAUACUGGCUCUCAAGUCUGUAACUUGGCCUGGUCUAAGCAUGCAAAUGAACUGGUAAGCACACAUGGCUACUCUCAAAAUCAGAUAUUAGUAUGGAAAUAUCCAUCGCUUACACAGGUGGCCAAGUUGACUGGACAUUCCUACCGUGUUCUCUACCUGGCUAUGUCACCAGAUGGGGAGGCCAUUGUUACAGGAGCAGGUGAUGAAACGCUGAGAUUCUGGAAUGUUUUUAGCAAAACACGCUCCACAAAGGAGUCUGUCUCGGUUCUAAACCUGUUCACGAGAAUACGAUAGAUUACUCAGCUGUGAGACCUGUCCUCCUAAACAUAUCCAUGCAUCAUUGGACAUUAACAAAGACUGGACUUCUAUGGAGCCUAGGGUCUCCAGUCAACUGAGGAUUUUUUGCACAAUACAUUGUAGUGACGGAUGUUAAUUAAAUAGCAAAACAUUUUCAGUAUAUAUGUUAUGUUGAACAGGGUUUGAAAGGGGACCACAAAUAGCCUGCUGCUGACAAUGGUAGAUAAAUGUGUUAAUGUAAAUGCUGAUGUAUUUGUUAGUGCUGUGGGAUUAACACAACCCUCUCCAAAUGAGAAAAGAAUAGAAAAACCACUGUGAACGCAGCAAACCCUGCCACAAAGAUAAAGCUGUGGUUUAUACCAGUGCAGAGUAUUUUACAUACUGAUCUUACAUACUGAACUUUUUUUUUUUUUUUUGCAUGCAGACAAAUUUCUGUGCCAUUUUCUUGAACUGUUGCUGCCCAGCAUAUCUUUCUGCAGCUUAAUAUCUUUCCGUUCCAAAUAAAUCACCAGCCAUCUCCGCAAGGGUUGUCAUGGGGUCGGGGCUUAUUUUUUUAAAAUGGUUGCUUUUUUGUGUGAAUUGCUUGUUGAUUCUGUUGCAGUUUAUUUUAAUGGAUGAUGACCAGUGUUUUAACGAAGAUGUUAUGGAAUAAUGACUGUCUUAUUUGUUCCCCACCAUGUGUUAAAAAUGUAGGAACCACCCAAAUACAGGUACCAUUUGAACAAAUUGAUGUGGGAACAAAAAGAAAUACAAGAAAAGCACUUAGUUUUUGGUUAGUGAAACUCACUUAUCUAUUGGUUUUUCUUUGGGGCAGUAUCAUUCAUUCCACCAGUGCCAAGAGGUAGAGUACCUAACCUCUCUAUUCUUUGUUUUAUAAGCAAAAGUAUAAUCCAAAUGAUAGUUUAAAAAUGUAUUUAUUUUGUGAAAGUGUGUGCCAUUUAAUUAUGUAUGAUUGUAAUCUGUUACAUCCAGACUAUGGGAAUAUUGUUUUCUCUGUCAGCAUUAUAUGUCAAAAUCUUGUGUGACUCUUAAAUAUCUAUCACUUCUGAUGCCACCUUCCUUUGUUUUGUCAUUUUUUUUAUUUUCCUAAAAGGUACUUUGUUUUUACAUUUUACUUUCUCUGCAUUUGGGUGCUGUUGCUCCAUUUUGGGCUUGUCUAUAGAGGCUGCCAGUCUUUGCACACCACUAACUUUUUGAACGCAAAUUGCUGAACUGUAUUUUUAUAUUUUGUCUGGUAUUCUUUUGGACAUGUAAAAUAACAGCUUGCAUAUAUUUA
Molecule: messenger RNA, 2983 nt
Organism: Xenopus laevis (African clawed frog)
Lineage: Eukaryota; Metazoa; Chordata; Amphibia; Anura; Pipidae
Gene: fzr1.L
Product: fizzy/cell division cycle 20 related 1 L homeolog
Exons: 14
Coding region: 223-1704 (493 amino acids)
Biological process (GO): positive regulation of anaphase-promoting complex-dependent catabolic process; anaphase-promoting complex-dependent catabolic process
Cellular component (GO): anaphase-promoting complex
Molecular function (GO): ubiquitin ligase activator activity; anaphase-promoting complex binding; ubiquitin-protein transferase activator activity
Source: RefSeq, a predicted model, not a curated record